Plectropomus leopardus (leopard coralgrouper) is the source of this 7753-nucleotide messenger RNA. RefSeq names its product glucocorticoid induced 1a (gene glcci1a). Gene Ontology annotation, cellular component: cytoplasm. The record is from RefSeq and is a predicted model, not a curated record. NCBI's taxonomy places the organism in Eukaryota, Metazoa, Chordata, Actinopteri, Perciformes, Serranidae. Gene Ontology annotation, biological process: podocyte development.
GUUAAGGUAGUUGUGAGGCCGACAACAUUGACUAAUGUCACGAAGUAACGCGGUAAUGACAAUUUUGAGGCUGGAAGUUAGUUAACAGUGCAGUUGGUUGUUUGUGUUUGUAGGCCUACUCACACAGGGAAGAAGAGCAUUGUAGUUGUAGUCUGUAGCUGUACAGAAAUGUAAAGUGAAGACUGCGACAUGACGUCGUGAAUUCACUUCAGAAACGUUUGCAGCUGGAAAAGUUUGUUUACAAUGCAUAGAUCGCGUGCUGGAAAACACAACAGUAAAGUUAGGUUGUGAGCUGUUUAACAGGACAUUAUACUUUUGCCACUCUUGUUACAUAAACAACUUUAUCUACUAAACGUGGCUGAUCAUGUCAGCAUCACCAGCAGCAGCCAGCUCAUCCCAGCAGCGGGUUAAACACAGCGGCUCCCCGACAGCCUCCUGUUCCUCCUGUAGCAACAACACCACCACGGUCCGGUUGCAGCCUAUCCGCGCCACGGUGCCGUACCAGCUUCUGCGUGGAAAUCAGCUCAGCCCAACCCGCUCCGCUUCCUGCUCCUUCUCAGUAGCCGGGAGCAACACAGGACCGACGACGUCCCGUUGCUCCAGUCCCGCCAACCCGGGUGGAAGCGGCUCGGACGGCAGGCUGGUCCCCAGGCAGAGACAUUCACCGCCGGACAGCAGGAGCUCACCAGACCGCUCUCCCCAAUCGCCUGUCUCCAAAGCUGAAAGAACAAAAUCCCAGCAGGUCCGGAGCUUGGGGGCCAUUUGGCGGACUUCCUCCCUGGGUGCCAUUACUGGGCCCUACCUCACUGGGCAGUGGCCUCGUGACCCACAUGUGCACUACCCAUCUUGUAUGAAAGAUAAAUCCACACAGACUCCUGGAUGUUGGAGUGAGGAAACGAGAGAGAAGAGGAGCACCCACCAGCGCUCUGCAUCCUGGGGCAGCGCCGACCAGCUUAAAGAGCAGAUCGCAAAGCUUCGGCAUCAGCUCCACCGCAGUAAACAAGGAGGACGCCACAGUAAAGACAAGGACCGACUGUCCCCCCUGCAGUACAACACCAUCACCUACACCGCUCACACCAGCACUACCAACCACACCUCCACAGCCAGCCAAGUUCAGCAGUUUUCCAUGUCGAAGUCGGCCCAGAUGCCGCUGUCCAACAUCACAGUGCCAAAACCUUCCAUCUCCAGGGUGCCCAGCAGUAUGGAGGGCAUCAACCAUGAGCUGGAGAAGGUUUUCAUCAAAGACAACGGAGAGAAAGAAGAGCUCAAGUCCCUGGAGGUUCCUGAUGGGCGGCGGGCACCCUUCCCUCCUCAGCAGCGCAGCAGCAGCACCCGCAGCGUGGACACCCAGACUCCAUCAGCCCCCGGCCGGUCCAGCAGCUGCUCCAGCCUGUCGCCCUGCCCCUCGCCUGCCUGCCCACCAGGAUCACAUGACGGCAGUCCUUACUCCACAGAGGAUCUACUGUACGACAGGGAUAAAGACAGUGGAAGCAGCUCACCACUGCCCAAGUUUGCCUCCUCUCCCAAACCCAACAACAGUUACAUGUUCAAGCGAGAGCCGCCAGAGGGCUGUGAGAAGAUUAAAGCUUUUGAGGAGAUGAGCUCCAGGCAGUCCACAUCAGCGUCAGUCCCCCUUUUCUCCUGCCCCGACAAAAACAAGGUCAACUUCAUCCCAACGGGCUCGGCGUUCUGCCCCGUCAAACUCCCAGGCUCCCUGCCCCUCGCCCCGGCCCUGGAGCCCGAGGAAGACGAAGCGGCCUCCAGCUCAGAGCCUCAGGGGGCAACAUCGCUCUACGGAGCCCCCACUCAGGUCUCCACGAGCACCAGCACAGACGACCCCCCAGAGGAGCCUGGCUCGCCCUCAGAGACUGCAGACCCCCAGACAGACAGCCCGGCCAUCAGCUAGACCUGAGCAGAGCUGGCCUCUGACUCCGGGAUCCACACUAGCGACCACCGACCAUCACCACUGACUGUCCAACCAACACCUCCCUCUGCUCUGCCAGGGGAGCCUCCGUCUCUCUGUGCUGACCCCCUCCACCCCCCUUCUAUCUCUGCAUGACGUAGCAACAAUGUCCCGAUUAACCACCACCGCCACCACAAAGACUCGCCACCUUAAUAUUCUGUCCUGCAUAAUGUCUGAGCUGUUGUUGGCAGGGAAGGACCUUAUGGUUAAAGGUUAUCAUAUGCAGGCAUCAGAGGGAAGAAUGGAGCACGAUGGAUGGGGGGAGGGGCAUGCAUUUUAAACUGGUAGUAUAUUUCUGAUUAAAUUAUGUGUUGUGUUCUGUUUCAACAUUCACAGUAUGAAUAAGCUCUCUAAACAUAUAUAUACACAUAUAUCUCUAUGAAAAGAAAAAUGCUUGUUUAAAAAAAUCCAAAACUGUGUAUUGCUGUGUUAUGUACCUAACAGGAAAAACAGCUGUACUAUUCAGGAUUAUGUUUACACGAUCCAGGUUACAUUGUUAAACCCUGUCUAAAAAGAAAAUGCAAUGAGAAAAUAAUUUGGGCAACGAGAAAAAAACUACAAAAUGGCCUCAAAUUGGUUGCACAGUGUCUGCAUCUGGCCUCGCUUCAGGUAUUUCACAAUCAGAGUCUAUACUCAGGUAAUUUGGAAUGUAUGUCCAUACAAAUAUCUGCAGCUUGACAAAGCAGAACAGAUUCACUGUCAUUUAUUCCUGGUUUCUCUCAUUCCCAGACAAAUCAUUCCUUUGUGUUCCAGAGUCCAGUCUGAGACUAGACUUGUGAUAACUCGCUGCAGAGGGUUGAAGUCGUUGGCGUCCCCUUACGGUUCUCCGACUGGUGGUGGGAAACUGUAUGGACCACACACACUGUGACUGACGGCAUUAAUGGCUGUGUGUGUGUUGAUGGAGGCAUGCCGGACAGAGACUUUGAGGACGCAUGGUGGCUGUCUGAUAUUUAAGCCUGCACAUGGUAUGUGAUUGGCUCUCCUGAGCUCCUGUUGACAGUGGACCAGAAGUGGACGAUUCUGCAGUACCGUCAUGUGAAGAAACAAUCAAACCGCAGCAUUUGGAUAUAAAGAGCUGCGGAUUGGAGGUACAGUUGUGCAAACAUUUUUCUGAGAUAGAAAUCUUAUGAGUUAAACCUCAGUUUUCGUAGCCAAAGAAGACGUUUUCUUGUGCAGUUUAAUCUGAGUUUAUCAAGACAAGAGCCAGAGUGAUAUAGGAGUUCUGAUGCUAUUAUCAGUAUUUGGUACUCAAAACAAUCAUAUUUUCACCAAAUUAAACCAAAUUAUUUAAAGCAGUGGUUCCUAACUAGUCCCGUCAUGGGCUCCAGAUAUCUACUUAGUCAUUGGUUUAAGGACCUCACAUUAAAAAUGACCACAUAUUCAGUUUUAUUUACUUUACUCACUUUGGCUGAGAACACACAGAAAUAAAACCUGUUGAAAGAAGAAACAGAAACACCACUUCAAAAUAAAAUUUCUGUGGUGGAAAUUAACUGUACUUCCACAUAAAAUGUCACAAACUUGACACAAGUCACCUGCGGUCCAUUCAAAAUAGAUCCGCAACCGACUUUUGAACCGCCACCUAGCAGUUUGGAACCACUGCUUAAAACAGAGCCUCUUUAAGUUGGAUUGUUAAAGAAAUCUGACCAAGAUACGUACCAAGCAGAACAUUUCCCAUCUAGUGAUCUAUCAGCCAACAUUUCUUCCUGUUUAUAAGAUAUUAGCUAAUAAAACUGGACUGGCAGAUUUAUUGACUGCUUAAAAAGAAUUUCAGUUUGAAGGACUAACAAAUAAUCAAUUGGAAAGCAAACCUAAUAUUGAGGUCUAAACGGCCCUGACACACCGGGCCCACUAUCGCCCAACUGUCGAAGGUCGGAGCAUUUGUCUCUCUAGUCUGUGCCGCCACUGUUGGCACUAGUUGACUGUUUUUUGGCUAAAUUGGUGUCUGAUCCACUGCAGGAUGUCGUUGAGUGAAAUCUCUCUGAUUUGAAGUUUAGCUCUGUGCACGAGAAGAAAAAGUAAGGGAGGCAAACAAAAACCUUAAGUCAAAAGAGAUAGAAAUCGAAACAAACCUGUGAUAUUAGGUAAGAUUUUUUUAAGCCAUUGAGCUCUUUAGGGCAAACGCUUUGUAAUUGUGUUAUUUCUUGCAAGUAGAUAGAAGACAGUAAAUAGCAUUUGCUCUUUCAACAUCAGGUUGUGUUGCCAUGUGCUAAUUUGCUAACUAGCAUCUUGAAUCCAUCCGGUUGAUCUUCCAGUUCCCCUUUUUGAAUGACAAAUAUAGACUACUGCCACCUGCUGGUAUGGAGGGUUAUGUACUCUCACACAUAAUGUACAUGCUAGUUGGCGGUUGGCUGUAGUUUCUGAGUCGUAUUGAAGCGCAGCUUCCUCGAUAAGACACAGGCAACACAACAAUCGGCCUUUGACACCACUAGUUCUUUGACGUCUGUUUGAUGCGUCGUUGCUGUAAAACAUUGCACAAAAUGUAACAGUAGCACAAGUAGUCUUAAAAUUAGCAAACUAACUGUUAUACAGCAAUAUCAAUGAAAUGUGUGCCAACACCAUGUAACAUCACAUGAAUUGAGAGUGUAGCCUUUGAGUGUGUUGCAUUGAAAAGUGUAAAAUUUAAUGCUUAUGAAUUCAAAAUUGUCAAUUGCAAAAGGAAAAAUGUUUAAUUUUCUCUUUUAAAAGGGAUAUAGUCAUACAAAACAGUAGCACAAGUUUAGCACUAGCCACCAUGUUAUACUAUCCAUUAGGCUGUCACUUAAAAAAAAAUCCAGUUUAAAUGGAUGAGAGCUAACACACCGGUCUUGUUAGAAAAUGUAGCCACAGUCCACUAGCCUAAUUUUAAAAUAUAUUGUCGAAUAUGGAGUGCCUCCAUUGCAACGCUAAAUUUUGAUUUCAGACAGUCUCACAAAUAUAAUCUAAAAUAAUCCCCUCAUCAAGUGGGAGUUUAAAUUUUGAAUGAAAACUGUAAGCCUCAAAUGAAGACAGGAAUCAGGUACAAGUGCUAACAAAGUAUACACAGAUGUGGCAUUUUCUUGACUGAAAUGGCUAACAGCUAGGGGAACAGCAGGACUGGGUAUUGUCUGAGAUUUUUCUUUUUAAAUAUAUUCAGUUUAAUGCUGCGUUUCAUUGCAAGUCGGAUAAGUCUAUAAUUCUGUUUUGGUUUUUCCGACUUCUGAUCUUAAUGUGUUCCAGUGCAUCUAAACUUGGAAAAUAUGGAUGCCGGCAGGAAACUCAUGUUUGCUUGGCUAGCCCCUAAACAUCAGAAGCAUGUGGUAUGUCAACAACACCAUUCACAGACACCCCUCCUCCCAUGGAAAACCUUGUGCUUAUUUUUAGAUAUUACAGUAGGCUACAUGCUAUUUUAUUAAUGUAGGUAGCUAACAGACAGGAGGAGUAGGCUAGUAGGCUACUACAUGCUCGCAAAGACUCCUAUCAAACACAAAUCAACUGAAUGGAAAUGGAAAUGCCACUUUAAAGUUAUUAUAGCACAACACAAACAUUACAUAAAAGUAAAAUUGAUGAACAGGUAAUUCUGCUUAGCAUUCACCGUGCACGCUGCGGAGCCCCGACUUGAAUGGCCGUUCUAUUACCGUAUUUUUUUCAUUUAUUAAUGACCUCUGAGCACAGUGGAACAUGGCUUCAGUACCUACAACACCAACAACAACAAAACUUAUUUCACCACCUUUACUCUUGAUACAAAUGCAAAAACUCUCAAAUGUUUAAAGUUGUCUCAAUACAAUCAGUUGCUUGCACAAGAAUUUUGCCUAAAAAAAUGCAACCAGGCCUCAAUUGGCAAUAUAAUAUUUUAAAGCUGUACUACUCUAUAUCUUUAUAUUCGAAAUGCUAAAAAUUGCUGUGUGUAUGAGAAAGGGAUCACUUGUAAUGAUGAGUAUUUCAUCCAACUCUGCAGCUCUCAGUUCAGUGGGGUUCUUUUUAGCCUAUUUUAGCUUAUUGUUUUGUUUUUAUGGCCCACAAACUCUGUAUACUAUCUGCCAACCACAAAACGGUGUACGGAGAGUCGAAAAUUAUCAGCCACAAAUCCAAAUUUCUUUCUUGGGAGUUUCUGAGAAUGCUAAUGUUGCUCUGUGUCUGCUGGAUGCGAAUAAGCAGUUGUCUUUAAGCCUGUUCUGCUGCCACUAAAGCCGUGUUUCCACCAAAUACUUUUGGUAUUUAACCCAUAAGGACGUAUGCUUGUGCAUCAACCCUAGAUUGGCGUUUCCACUGAAGACAGAAUUAGGUGAGGUUGUUAGCGUCACUGCUCCAUCCAGCUCUCGUGAUGCAGAGGAAUGUCUACACUUAGCUGAUCAUGCAUGGAACAGGGUUGCGCAUCAACGAUUUACAGUCUCUUUUGCAAUCAAUGGGAUAUUUAAAAAUAGCAGGUAUGUGCUUUGAGUUCUUGUAGACCAAGAGGUACGAUUUUCUCAUGACCAAUCAAUGGACUGCAGUGUUUGUAGCUCUACCUUGAAGCAUCAGUUCAGUGGGCUAGGUACAUCAACAGAGGGGCAAUGAAAACACAGGUCAGAAUGUUACGGAUCUGUUGGCAUCACACUCAACUUUUGACAAUGGAAACGCAAAAAUAACUGUUCUAAUGUGUAAUGAACUGAACAUGACCAAACUGUUUGGUGGAAACGAAGCUCAUGUAGUAAAAAAAAAAAAGGAAAAAAAAACAAACAAUCAAUGCAGCUUUAAACCAGAACAAUACUAUAAGUUAUUAUUUUACGCCACUUUUGGACACCUUUACAUAAUUAGUGCUACAGAACACAGUAGCACCUUUCGGCCAGUACACGGAAAGUAUUAAGGUUGGAUACCCAGUUCUAGGCAACAGAAGCCACACGGUUUGCACAAGCUAUAAAUGAACUAUAGCCAUACAAGAUGAAUGUUUGCACAACUUUUGACUCCAGUCUGCAUAUCUAAACUUAGACUGUUUUGAUAAUUCAGAUAAUUUCUAUUCCAUUAAACUCAUUCCAUGAGAUUUUAGCAUCCAAGACAUAAAUAGACACAUGAUGAUUCAUUCCUAAAAUAUCUCUCAGCCUUUUGAUUUGAUCGCUUUAAGAGACUAGCUACAGUACUAAGAGAUGUUUGGUUGCAGAUACAGUCGCGCCUUCAUGUGUUUGAUGCACAGAUAAAAGGAUCACACUGGCCUGCCUCCCUCUCACUGUCUGUUGUUACCGAGUGUUGUAGGCACCCUGAUGCUACCACCAAGCAACAAAACCUGAACAUCUCAUGUAUCCUCUAGGCUAUUAAAUGAGCAUCGCCAUGCCCAAGUGUAAAUGAAACACAGCCUUCAUUUGCAAGAGUGAAGCAUAACCCAUGUUUAUUUUGAUAUCUGGUGUGCUUGUGGAAUCCCUGCAUUGACGCUCCAUUCAUAUUUUGUAUAUAUGUGGCUUUUAAAGAGGCUCAAUGCAAUGUUGUGGUUUCUUAAAACAUUUCAGCACCUUACCAAGAGCUAUGGCUUUCCCAAUGUCCCACAUAUACUCGACAUUGGUAAACUAGAUGUGUGCAAUAAUAGGAAAAAAAAAAAAAAAGUGUUGUCCUCCCGGAUGUUGUUCGUUUUUUGACGCAAGCGUCUCAUCUUGCAUUCCUUUGGUUUUGAGCAUGGGGGCUGGAUCAGCAAGUAGUUUGUUGCUAAAGCCAUCAACUGAUACAAAACCAGCACUGAGAGUGACCAGAGCACAUCACUGGCAGGUCAGAGUGUUCAUCAACUCACUACAUGAUACUCCUUGUGUAACCUGCAGUGUCAAAGUUCAUGCACAAUGGCAAUAAAAAGACUAUUGGUUGUUUUGUCCA